AUGAGCCUCCUUACACGAAAGAUAUACAGUGCAAGAAGCUGGAAGCGGUUUGCAGUUUUAUCUCUUUCCACAUUGGUUUGUUUCUACGUUUUCCAGCUGGCAAAUGAGAAAGUUUCACUGAGGAUACCGCGAUAUUCAGCUGAGACCGGCCUUUCCACGGUGAUAGGAGAUGAAACACCAACGGAAAGCCCGGCUGCCGCUGAAGCAUGUGCUGCAUUGUUCCAAUCGUUUUUACGCCAAGGUAGUGGCUGGGGUAUGAGAAGCUUCAGCGACAGAAAAUCAAUAUUUUUUUCGAGACGCCGAGUGAUUCAAUCCGUUAAGUACUUGAGACUGUAUGGCCAUUGUUUUGUGACAAACCUAGCACCUUUUGAUGGGAUUGACUACGAGGAACUUGACAGCAGACUGUUUCCAAUCUUUACUCGCGAACUUCCAGUCUUUACCAGAUGGGAUGACACAAGGGAAGAUGAGGCUACAUCAGUAAACGAACAAGAGAAUGUUAAACUCGAAGGUUCUGAUUUGAACCAAACUUUGAAGCUGCCAUUUUGGCGACGAGCCAAAGAUUCCAUGAAGGACAGAGGUAUAGUAAUAAGUUUCGGUGAGGGCGGUGUUAGCGAAGUUAAAAUGCUAUUAAAUGUAUUAAGACUAUUAGGAAACAAACUACCAAUCCAACUUGUGCAUAAGGGGGACGUUUCCGCUGAAGCAAUGCAAAGCAUAAGCUAUGUUGCAAGAAAUGAUGUCACUAAAGAUGCUGAAACAAAUACACACGGCUUUGACUUGCCCCAGGAAAUAUGGUUUGUGAAUGCAAAAAGAGGUAUUAAAAAUGGGCACCACGAUCUCUUUAAGCGCUUCUCUAACAAAUGGAUAGCGUCACUCUUUAACUCUUUUGACGAAAUGAUUUUGAUGGACUCCGACGCAGUCCCAUUUAUGAACCCAGAAAGGUUUUUCGACUUGGUUGGGUAUCAAGAAACUGGCGCAUUCUUCUUCAAGGAUAGAUUAAUUGACGAAUAUCUCAAAACCAGUGACUUGAAAUUUUACAAGAAAUUAUUACCUACAGAAGAAGAAAGCAAGGUCUUUGGGAUCCCAUCAUCAACCGAAAAAACCACACAAAACGACUUUUUUAAAGCGGGCUACAAACACCUAAUGGAGAGCGGAGUAGUUGUUAUAAAAAGAAGUGACCAUCUCCCUGGCCUAUUGAUUUCAACUGCUUUACAACUCUGGAAAGAGACAAGUGAGCCAGUAUAUGGCGACAAGGAGCUUUUUUGGCUGGGCCAAUCUAUAUCAGGAAAUGAAAAUUAUCGAUUCAACAAAAACGCAGCUGGGGCCUUAGGCAUUUUGAACAGAGACGAAAAAAGGGCUCUUAACUAUACCUGUUCCACACAACUUGCUCACUUUGAUGAAAAACUACGCCUUCUCUGGAUUAACGGAGGCCUUAGGAACUGUAAAAAACCAUCAUGGUAUUUCGAUUUUGGAAAACAAAAAUCGCUUAGACGCAAAUUCAAGUCCCCCGCUGAAUUAGAAGAUUAUUUUAAGGCUCCUAUAGAUGUUGAUGGCGCAGUAAUACCCGCACGCUCUAAAAAUUCUCUAUAUCAAAACCUAAGAGGAAAAAAGGCAGGAUUUGAAAAGUGCCCAAAGAUGGGGUGUGAUGGCGCUUUUUGGUCCGCUUUUGAUAGCCUAAAUAGCUAUGGAGGGGAAACAAUUCGGUUCAAUCCUAGUUUUAUCAAAGAAAUCGGUCAAGUUAUUCAUAGUUGGAAUCUGGAAUAUUCAUAA
Molecule: messenger RNA, 1767 nt
Organism: Lachancea thermotolerans CBS 6340
Lineage: Eukaryota; Fungi; Ascomycota; Saccharomycetes; Saccharomycetales; Saccharomycetaceae
Product: alpha-mannosyltransferase
Exons: 1
Coding region: 1-1767 (588 amino acids)
Biological process (GO): protein O-linked glycosylation
Cellular component (GO): Golgi apparatus
Molecular function (GO): alpha-1,3-mannosyltransferase activity
Source: RefSeq, a predicted model, not a curated record